CUUUAUAAUGAACAACCUUCUGUUGUUAAAAUAUUUAUCUGUAUUCCGCCUCCGCUUGCCCAUCUUCCUUGGAAGAAGUAGACAUAUUUUUCUGCUGUUUACGUUGUUACUUUGAGUUUUAGCUUUUAUUUUGAGCUAGUCUUUCUUUCUAGCUCUGGCUAACUUCAAACUUCCAAUCCUCCUGCUUCAGCGUCCAAUGUGCUGGGAUCGCAGGCAGGUACCCCCACUCUCAGUGGCAUUUUGUAUCGUUAUCUAAGAAGCAAAAACUUGCUCACAGAGUCAGCGGCCACCUAGAAAAUUAUCAAGGUGAAUCAUCUGAGGGCACAGGAUGGCUCCGAGCCACUGUCUGUACAGAUAAAAGGCUGAUUCUCCACCCUCUCUUAUUUGAGCAGGCUUGCUGUGCCUCUCACUGUGGUUCGAUCUCUCCUCUGGAAGGAGCAUAGCUGAAAGCUGAUCUUCUGGUCUCCAGAACGCUUCUGAGAUUUUGCCAUCGAGGUUUGUGAGUUAAACCUUGGUCUUAACAUGACGGCCAGGGAUUCAGGGGAUUUCUAGGUGUCCAUUUCCUUCUCUUCUUCCCUAUCUCUUUUUCUUCACUGCCCUUUAAAAGCAGGAUUCUGAGUGACAGCCAUAGUCAACAGGUUAAAAAGAAAGCUGGUCCCUUGGUAUACUGAAGGCUUACUGGAGAUUUUUGUGCCCAGAGGGGAAUUGAAUUCAGCGUGGACACAGAAGGUUGAAGGAGCAACAACCCCUAAUCAACUCACAGAAUGGAGACAGCAGUCAAUGCUAAGAGUCCCAGGAAUGAAAAGGUUUUGAACUGUUUGUAUCAAAAUCCUGAUGCAGUUUUCAAGCUGAUCUGCUUCCCUUGGGCAGGAGGCGGCUCCAUCCAUUUUGCCAAGUGGGGCCAAAAGAUUAACGACUCUCUGGAAGUGCAUGCUGUAAGACUGGCUGGAAGAGAAACCCGACUUGGAGAACCUUUCGCAAAUGACAUCUACCAGAUAGCUGAUGAAAUCGUGACCGCCCUGUUGCCCAUCAUUCAGGAUAAAGCUUUUGCGUUUUUUGGCCACAGUUUUGGAUCCUACAUUGCUCUUAUUACUGCUCUGCUCCUAAAGGAGAAAUACAAAAUGGAGCCACUGCAUAUUUUUGUAUCCGGUGCAUCCGCCCCUCACUCAACAUCCCGGCCUCAAGUUCCUGAUCUUAACGAAUUGACAGAAGAACAAGUCAGACAUCACCUUCUGGAUUUCGGAGGCACGCCCAAGCAUCUCAUAGAAGACCAGGAUGUUCUGAGGAUGUUCAUUCCUUUGCUGAAGGCAGAUGCUGGCGUUGUGAAAAAAUUCAUCUUUGACAAGCCCUCCAAAGCUCUUCUCUCUCUGGACAUAACGGGCUUCCUUGGAUCUGAAGAUACAAUAAAGGACAUAGAAGGCUGGCAAGACCUAACCAGUGGGAAGUUUGAUGUCCACAUGCUGCCAGGUGACCACUUUUAUCUGAUGAAGCCCGACAACGAGAACUUUAUCAAGAACUACAUAGCCAAGUGCUUGGAACUCUCGUCACUCACUUGACUACUUUUAGAUGAGCUUUCUUUGGGGCUGUGGAUAUGCAGACGGUUCAAAAGCUGCUCCUCUGGGUCCAGCUUUUAGUUCUUAGAGGUUGGAAAGGUGCAUAUUAAUGAAUUUCUUCGUGGAGCAUUUAUCUCUCUGGGGAAAGGACACGGCUGAAGAGGCGCACAGGCACUAUUGGGAGCUAACAGAGGGGAGAGGGGGGUGGUUUUCUUUGGGGGGAUGUUGCCCUCAGUAGGUACCCAUGCUCCAGUAAAUGACACUACACCCUUGUGCCACAUGCAGGCAGCUCUAAUCAGACUCAGUGGGAAGUUGGGAGGCAUACAUGUUGGGGGACAUCUGUCACGGGGCUUGGAAAGACAAGUGAGGGUCUGAUCAAAACCUGCUGUUUACAUUUUCAAAGAAUAAAUAAAAAAUAUUGCUAAAGGAAGAAAA
Messenger RNA from Rattus norvegicus (Norway rat), 1988 nucleotides. It is a transcript of the gene Olah, whose product is annotated as oleoyl-ACP hydrolase. Gene Ontology annotation, cellular component: cytosol. Gene Ontology annotation, biological process: medium-chain fatty acid biosynthetic process. Lineage: Eukaryota; Metazoa; Chordata; Mammalia; Rodentia; Muridae. The record is from RefSeq and is a predicted model, not a curated record. Gene Ontology annotation, molecular function: long-chain fatty acyl-CoA hydrolase activity; fatty acyl-[ACP] hydrolase activity; medium-chain fatty acyl-CoA hydrolase activity.